Callorhinus ursinus (northern fur seal) is the source of this 16432-nucleotide messenger RNA. The record is from RefSeq and is a predicted model, not a curated record. NCBI's taxonomy places the organism in Eukaryota, Metazoa, Chordata, Mammalia, Carnivora, Otariidae.
CCCGCCUCCAUCAUAUGUCAGCCUCCUACUAUUAUUUGGUUUCCUUGUUUGGGGGCUUUGGCUGCUCUUUUUUGGGAGACAGAGCAGGGAGCAGGUGGUAGCCAAGACAGACUCAGAGACUUCAAAGCAGCAUAAAUUGAAAAAGAUCCAGAAACUCACAGCUUCCCAGUGGGAAGAAAAUCUCAGGAUGGUUUGCCCUGAAGCUAAUCUGACACACUUUUCAGGACUCCCCGUGGGAUGGGCCCAGGAAUAUAUACUCUGGUCAAUGGACAGAAGUCUUCAACAGAUCUUCCAACAUCUGGAAUGUGCAAGAUCAAGUCUUAUGGAAUCGUGUUUGCCUGAACCACAGGAUAUGAUUUCUUCCUCCACCUCUUCUGUGCUUGUGGCUCAGGAGCCUAUUCUACCCUGUUGUGGCUGUAAGAAGGCAAAACAUUCUACAGACCACAGCAUCUCCUCUGGAUCAUCAUGCAACAACUCCAGCCUGUCACACCUUCCUGUCUUUUCUGAAGGAACAACCUGGAAACUCCGGAGCCAUAGUUUACCUCUUUUACCCAAAAACCAGUCUUCUGUGUUCAGGAACCAAGGCACAUCCCUACGUCCUUUUCAGCUCUCAGGGUUUGGGAAAUCAAAACUUUUUCAGAAUUUGGCAGCUCUUUCACCCUUAAGAUCCCAAAGCUCUUUUACCAACUCUGUGUUUGAAUCUCCAGAUCUCUGCCAACAAGAAAAAACAAAGAAUGGGAGAGAGAGCAAGAGACAUUGGACAUUGGAUCAUGGGCCAGAUUUUAUUUUCAAGGCAAGACCACGAUUCUCGGGAUGGGCUCCAAUCCGACUCUCUCCUUUGGCUAGGUGGGAGUUAGAGGGACAUAUGGCCUGGAAGGUUUAUACUUUGAGGGAACAAACAGUGCCUCUGCCCGUGAGGGAAUCAUGGGCAAUGCUGAAUUAUUUAAUUGAGGCACAAGGAGGAGUUCCUGAACCAGAGAAACCUCAAAUCCAGGUAUCUAUUCCCAUUCAUCAAAGCACUGAACAAGGUCUCAACAAUAAAUCCCCAAACUGUCCAUCAUUUCAGCUCCAUGUGAAUAUUGGAGUGGAAUCUGGAUUAAAUAGAACAGAAACAAAAAUUUCACAGUCACUUAUCCCAGGUAAGCAGUCACAACCUGGGGACAGCCCCCAAAUCCUUGAAACCAGGCCCUUAGUUACAUCUUUGGGCACUCCACCUCCCAAAAGUUUAGGAGCAGACAUAAUUCAAGAGGAAACCACUUUACUGCAGAAGGAGCCAAAACAUGUCCUGGAACCUAAUAUAGAGCAGAGGGUCAUAAAUCUUCCAGAAAAAAGGAUACAACAGCGUAAGACCCACGUGACUAAUGUGGAGUUGACCCCAAGGCUACCAUAUCAAGUUACAGAUAGCAUAAAGGUAACUCCUUUGGCAUUACUUCAAGUCAUGGAUUCAAUGGGGUUGAUCCCAGAAUCACAUUCAGAAGUGAUAGAAUCUGUGGGUUUGUUCUCACAGCCACCAGACAAAGUUGGGAAACCAAUGGAAACCAUGAAAAAAGUGAAUGUAAGCACAAAACCAUCAUAUCAAGUCACUGAAUCAGUGGAGGUAACACCAAGUCCUCAGCAUCAAGUUAUGAAAUCAAAGAUGACCUCAAGACCACUGAAUCAAGUCACAGAUAAUAUGAAGGUAACUCCUGUAGCAUUGCUCCAAGUCAUGGAUUCUAUGGGGAUGAUUAAUAAGUCACAUGCACAUAUCAUAGAAUCAGUGGGAAUAACCCCAAGAACAUCAUCUCAAGCCAUGGAAUCAGGGGAAAUCAACACAUUGUUGGACCAUGAAGUCAUACCACCAGGAAAGAUGAGUCCAAAGGCACAACAUGCAGUUGUGGAAAGUGUGGAAAUCACUGUAGGACCGCAGCCUGAAGUUAGUGAUUCAGUGGACAUAACCUCAAAGCCACCAAGUCAAAUCAUAGAACCACUGAAGUUUCCUUCAGAGCCAGUAUGUCAAACCACAAGACCACUGGAAAUGAUCUCCAGUCCAUUGCAUCAAGUUAUGGAUUACACAAAAGUAACUCCAGUGGCACUAUUACAAGCUAUGGAUUUCAUGGGGAUAAUUCCACCAGCACAGCCACAUAUUAUAGAAUCUGGAGAUUCACAAUCUAAAAUUGCAAAUUUGGCCCCAGGAGCAACUCAGCCAGAUGGUUUGACUUCUUUUAGCUCUCCUCCUACUAUUGGUCCACCUGGAGUUGUAGAAUCUGUGGGUUUACCCCUAAAGCCCCCACUUAAAGUUACAGAAUCAGUAGGGAUGAUUCCAAAGCCAUCACAUCAAUCCAUACAUUCUUUAAAGGUAGCUCCAGUAGCACUGGAGUCACCCAUGGGAAUGAUCAUAGCACCACAAUCACAAGUUGCGGAAACUCAGGAUUUGACCACAAGGCCAGUAUCUCAAGUCAAGGAAUCUCUGGAGUUGACUCCUGGGUCAUGGAUUCAAGUGCUAGACUCUGUGGAGAUGACUCCACAACCAUAUCAUCAAGGCACAGAAACUAUGGAAUUAACCCCAGGGCUACCUCAUCAAGUCAUGGAAUCUCCAAGGUUGACCCAGUGGCAUCAAAUCUUAGAAUCUUCAGAGAUGAGUCCAAGGCAAAGCCGUCAAAUUAUAGAAACCAUGGAGUUGGCCUCUGACCCUGUAAUCAGAAAUCUGACUGGGUCGACACAGUCACAGCAUCAAAUAAUGGAACCUUUAGGGACAGUCCCAAGGUCACUGGGUCAAAGCACAGCAUCUAAGGGAAUGAGCCAAAAGCCACUGCAUCAAGUCACAGAAUCUGCAGGAAUGACCACCCCAUCACUGCUUCCAGGUGUAGAAUAUUUGGGGGUGAAGCCAAUGCCACAACUUAAGGCUAUGGAUUCUAUGAAGUUAUCCCCAGGAUUGCAAAAUGUAAAGUCCGUAGACAUAACCCCAGGUCCAGUCCCACAAAUGGUAAAAUAUGGACAGCCAAUCCCAACUGUGAACCCUAUAGAAUUGGUCCCAGAACUUCAACUGCAGAUUGUAAAAUCAAAUGAGUUGGCCCCUAUUCCACAGCUGGAAAGUGAGAAUUCUGUGCAGUUAGCCCCAGGGUCUCAGCUUCAGGGUGUGAAAUCUAUUCAUUUAACCCUAGGAACACAACAACAAAGUGGAAAAUCUGCUGAGUUAGCCCCAGCACCACAGUUGCAAAAAAGGAAGUCAAUAGAUUUGAACUCCAGUUCACGGUUGCAAGGUCUGGAAUAUGUUCAUUUGGCCCUACCACCAGAGUUUCCAGAUAUAAAAGCUGUGGAGUUGACCCUAAGACCACUACAGAAAGAUAUGAAAUCCAUGGAGUUGGCCCCAAAGCCAUGGUUACAAGAUGAAAGAUCUAAGGAGAAAGCCCCCGUAUUAUUGCUUAAAGAUAUGAAAAUUCCUCAAAUGGUAGGAUGUAGAAAGUUGAUUCCCAAAACACAGGUAGAGGGUAUGAAAUAUGAGGAGCCGAUCUCAGCGGCCCCCAUUCAAGCAGUAAAAUCUGUAGAGCUGAACCUCAUGCCAAAUCAUCAAGCCAGAGAACCUGAAGGAUUGACCCCAUGGCAUCAAGCUUUAGAAUCUUCAGAAAUGAUCACAGAGCCGGGAUAUCAAGGAGCAGAAGCAGAGGUGACCUCUGACAUUUGUCGCCACAGGAAAGAAUCUAUGGAGUUGAAAAAAUCAUCUUUAAGAAGUACUCCAGGGCCAUUGAGUCAGACUUCAGAAUCUAUGCAGGUGAACUCGGUGCCAUUCCAAAGUGCUCUUGAGACAAUGCUCCAAGGUGUAAAAGCCUUGGAGACUCGAGGGUCUCAACACAUAAUACAAGAAUCUCCAGAGUUGGUACCAGGAUCAGAGAUGCAAGAAAUGAACCCAGAAGUGUUGAACCCAGAGUCCCAAGGUAUGAAGGUUGUUCAUCUGAAUCUAGGACCAUAUUCAGAAUUUAUGAACUAUAAGGAGUUGACCUCAGAACCACAAUUUCAAGGUGUGAAAUCUGUGCCAUUGACCUCAGAACCGCAGCCCCAAAGUACAAAACCUGAGGUGUUGACUCUAGGCCCAUUAAUGCAUGGUAAUACAUUUAUGGAUUUAACUGUACCAGUGGAAGAAUCUAGGAGAUUAAUUCCUGAAACACACUUACAUGUUGAAUCAAGGAAACUAACCAUGGAACCACAUUUACAAGCAAUGAAAUCUGUGGGUCCAACUUCUAGACCAAGGCAUCAAGACACAGCAUCUGCAGAGUUAUCUUCUGAGACCUGGCCACAAGAGGAGGAAUCUGUGAAAUUAAUCCCACAGCAAGUCGUGGAAACUACUGGGAUGAUGCCCAGGCCAUGUUUUCAAAAAUUUUCAGAGAUGACUCCGGGGCCAGGCUAUCAAGACACAGAAACUGCGAGGCUGGUUUCUGAGGCUUUGCUCCAAGUGACAUUAACACAAAAACCAACAGGUCAAGUUAUAGAAUCUACAGGAAUGACUCUAAAACCACACCUUCAAGUUUUUGAGCCUUCAGAGAUACCCCUAAGGUCAGAAUAUGAAAACACAGAAUCUUUUGGGUUGGCAUCGUUUCAAGUUGAAAAUAUCCAGGAGACAAUGCCAGUACCACCAUAUUCAGUAAAAGGAUCUCCAGAAUUGACUUUAGGACCAGGGAUGCAAUAUGAGAAAUCAGAGACACUAAUGCAAAAUUUGAAAUCUGUGACGUUAACCCCUGAGUCAUCCCCAUUAGUGGUAGGAUCUAAACAAUUUAUCACAGGACCAAAACUACAUGUUCUGGAGCCACAGUUCCAGGGAGUAAAGUCUAUGCAGCUGGAUCCAGAGCCACAAUUACAGGAUGUGGAAUAUGUUAAUUUAAUCCAACAACCAGCUACUACUGGAAUGGUAGAAUCUGAGAAGCUGGUACAAGAACCAGUACUACAAAGUAUAAUAUCAGAGGAAUUGACUAAGGGGGCACAGCUUCAAGGUGUGAAAUUGACCCCAGGGCCACAUUUACAAAGUGUCAGAUUUUCAAAGUCAUCGCCAGGGCCACUUCUUCAAGGAGAAAAACCUGUAGAUUUAAUCUCAGGGUCACUACAUCAUAGUGUGAAAUCUGAUGAACUGACCCCAGAUUCCCCAAUGCAAGAAAUCAAAUUGUCAGAUUUUAUCCCAGGGCCGAAGCAUCAAAGUGUUAUGUCUGUACAAUUGUCUCCAGAACCACAAACUCAAGGUAUGAAAUUUGUGGAACAAAACUCAGGACCAUGCUUGCAAGAUGUCAGGUUUUCUGAUUUGACCUCAGCACCAAAUCAUCAAGGUUUCAAACAUGUGCAGUUUAUACCGGGAACACAGCUUCAAGAUAUACAGUCCUUAGGAUUUGUAACAGAAUCAUCUUUGCAAUCAAGCCAAGGGCUCUUGAGUGAAAAUACGAAAUCUCUUCUGUCUGUUGAAGGAUCACAGUUUCACAGCAUGGAAUCUAUGAAAUUGACCUCAGAACUACAGUUUCAAGGUGUGAAGUCUCAGGAAUUGAACCUAGGACCAAGACAGCAAGAUGUCAAAUUUUCUGAACUGACUUCAGGGCCAAAGCUUCAAGGUGUCAAAUUUGGGGAGCAAACCCCAGGAUCAGUGUUUCAAGGUGUGAAUUCUGUGGAGAUGACUCCAGAUUUAGGGCUUCAAGAAUUUAAAUUAGCAAAGACGUCUCCAGGGCCUCAAGAUAUAAAACAGGCGGGGCUUAACCCAGGGCCAUGGCUACAAGAUGUCAAAUUUUGUGAUCUGACAUUAGGAAUUCAACCUGAAGGUGUGAAAUCUUCAGACUUAAACUCAGGGCCACAACUCCAAUAUGCGAAAUUUUUUGAGUUGUCCCCAAAGCCAAAGAUGCAAGGAGUAAGAUCUAUGGGGUUGUCCCCAGGACCUCAAAAGCAAAUGGUCAAGCCUGAGAUGUUACCAGAGACACUGUUUCAAGGUGUAAAAAAUUUAGUGAUGGAUCAAAUGUCAAAUCUGGAAGGUAACAUUUCUUAUAAAAUUGUCUCCCAGCCACAGAAACCAGAUGCAAAAUCUAUGGAGUUGACUCCUGAGUCACAGUUGCCAAGUGUAAACUAUUCUGAGUUGACUAGAAGACCACAGUUUCAAGGUAUAAAAUCUUCUGAAUUGAUCCAAGGGCCACAGGUGGGAGGUGUGAAACCAAUGGACCUGACCCCAGUGGGCUCAAAACUUCAAGGUUUAAAAUCUGAGUUGUUGAUCUCUGAGCUGAAAGAUGUGAAAUCUAUGGCCUUAACUACAGGACAGUGUCUAAAAGGUAUGAAAUCUAUGUUGCUAACCCCCAGUCCACAGCUGGAGGGUGAGAAAUCUGUGGAGAUAACUGCAGUACCAUGGAUAGAACAUGUCAAAUCUGUGAAAAACACCGAAGAUACCAAGCUUCAAGGUGCAAAAUCUGACUUGAUUCUGCAUGCAAGAAUUCAAGAAUCCAAAGCUGUGGAAACUGUGGGAUUGAAAUUUGGGCCAAAGAUGCAAGGUGAGAAAUCUGUGCCUUUUGCACCAGGGCCAUUGCUCCAAGGGUCUGAACUGCAAGGUGUGAAACCUGAGGAACUGACUUUAGAGCCACAAACGCAAGAUACAAAAUUUGUCGACAGUACCCCAUGUUUAAAGCAUCAAAAUUUAAAAUCUGUAGAGGAAACUCUAGAUUCAGAGCAGCAAUGUGUAAAAUCUGUGAAGUUGACCCCAAGGCUAAAGAACCAGGAAGUAAAAUCUGUGAAAGUGACCAGAAGACCAAAGUUUCAAGGAGUAAAAGCUGUGGAUUUAGCCCCAAGGCAACAGUUUCAAGGGAUGGCACUUGCAAAUUUAAUUUCUGGACUGGAACAGGAUGGCACGAUAUCUGUAAUCUCACCAAAGCAGCAAUGUGUGAAUUCAGAGCAAUUGAAGAGAGGGGCUAAGUCAGAUGAUGGGAUGUCUUUGGAGUUAAGUCCAGAGCUAAAACUUGAAGGUAAAAAAUUAGUAGACCUCAAUUUUGAGUUACAGUUUGAAAGUAUGAAAUCAUUUGAAUUGACUUCAGAAUCAAAUAGUCAAGGUUUAAAACCUAAAGAAUUCAAACUUGAACCACUUGAACCACAGUUGCAAAGCAUAAAGUCUCCUAAGUUGACCCCAGGGCCACCGUUGCACCAAAUAAAACCCUCAGAGUCAGCUUCAGAACCACAACUUUGUGUAAAAACUGCUGAGUUAAAACAAGAGCCACUGCUUGAAAGUAUGAGAUGUAUUCAGUGGAUACCAGGACCUAAGUUCCAAGCUGUGAAAUCUGUAGAGUUAAAUCUCGGGUCACAGUCUCAAAGUGUUAAAUCUGUAGGGUUGAAAUCUUCGAUACAGUUAAGAGAUAUGAAGUCAUCUGAAUUGACUCUAGGGCCAAAACCUCAAGGUGCAACAUAUACAGGGUUCAACCUUGGGCCACAGCUGCAGAACGUGAAAACCCCUGAGGUGCUCCCAGGACCACAGCUGCAAAAAGGGAAGGCUUUGGCAUCAACCUCAGAGCCACAGCUUCAAGAUGUAAAAACUAUUGAGUUAAAAAAAGAGCCACAGCUGGAAAGUAUGAGAUGUAUUCAGUGGAUACCAGGACCUGAUUUCCAAGGUGUGAAGUCUAUAGGGUUACAAUCUCAAGGUGUCAAGUCUGUAGGGUUGAAAUCUUUGAUACAGUUAAGAGAUAGAAAGUCAUCUGUGUUGACUCCAAGGCCAAAGCUCCAAGAUACAGGAUCUUUGGCGUCACUCCAGGAACAUCAGCCUCAAGAUUGUGAUUUGAAACCUUGUCUACAGGUUAGAAGUGUGAAAUCAUGUGAUCUGACUUCAGGGUCAAAGCUCUGUGAUAUGAAAUCUAUGCCAUUGAAAUCUAGGCUUUGUGUGCAUGAUAGGAAAUCUCCUAAAUUGACUGCAGAACCAAAGCUUCAAGAAGUGAAACCCUUACAGUCAUCCCCAGGAGCGCAGCUUCAAGUUGUGAAGUCUCUAGUACUUACAGAAGAGCCACAGCUUCCUGACAUGAAAUCUGGGGUAUUAAGCCAAGGGUCACAAUUACAAAGCAGUACAACUAUAGAGUUGAACUCCCCACUACACUUGAAAAGCAUGAAGUCAUCUGAGUUGACUCUUCAGAGAAAGCUUCAAGGUAUGAAAUCUGAGAAUUUCAACUCAGGGUCACAGUGGCAAGAUCUAAAAUCUUCUAAGUUGUCACCUGAGAUAAAGUCCCAAGAUAUGACAUUUACUGAGUCAAAUCCAAGUUCACAGUUGGAAGGUAUAACAUUUUCUAAGCUGACUGCAGGGACAAAGAUUCAAGGUACCAAAUGUACAGAUUUCAACCUUGGGCCAUCAUUACAAGGUGUGAAUUCUAAAAGGACCUCAAAGACAAAGCUUCAAAAUGUAAAACAUAAAGAAAGCUGCCCCAGUCCCCAGGUGCAAGUUGUGAAAUCUGACCUGAGCCUGGGAUCAGAGCUUCAAAAUGUGAAAUUGGUGUUCAACCCUGAGCCACAAUUUCAAGGAGUGAAAUGUUCUAAAUUAAUCUCAGAAAUGAAGUUUCAAGAUGUGGAAUCUGCGAAGUUCAAACCUGGGCCACAGCUGAGAGGUGUGAAAUCUUCUGAAUUGAUACUAGGGACAAAACUUCAAAAAGUGAAAUCCAUGGAUUUGAAGUCAGGCCCACAGUUGCAAGAUAUGAAAUCUUCUAGGUUGAUCAUGGGUAUAAAACUUCAAGAUGUAAAAUCUAUGAAUUUCAAGUCUGGACCACACUUGCAGGAUGUGAAAUCUUCUCAAGUCAUCGCAAGGAAAAAGUUUCAAGGUGUGAAAUCUGUGGAACUGAAAUCUAGUCCAAAGUUACAAGGUGAGAAAUCUUCUGAUUUGACCCCAGGGAGGAAGUUUUCAGGUGUGAAAUCAGGCCCACAGUUACAAGAUGUGAAAUGUUCUGAGUUGAUCAUGGGUAUAAAGCUUCAAGAUAAAAAAUCUGCAGGGUUCAGUUCUAGAUCACACUUUCAAGGUCUGAAAUCUUCUGAAGUGAUCCCAGGGCCAAAGCUUCAAGAAGUGAAAUCCUCUGAGUUCAACCAUGGUCCAAAGCUACAAGGUGGGAAAUCUGAUUUGACUCAGAAGAGGAAGCUUCCAGGUGUGAAAUCUGUGGAGUUCAACCCUGGACCACAGAGACAAGGUGAGAAAUCUGAUUUGAUGCUAGAGUAUAGGCUUCAAGAUUUGCAAUCUGUUGAGUUAAAACCUAUUCCGCAGUUACAAGGUGUAACAUCUUCUGAGUUCACACCAAAAACAAAGCUUCAAAGUGGAGAAUCUGUGGAGUUCCUUACCAGACCCAUGUGGCAAGAUAUGAAAUCUCUUGAAUUGACUCUAGGUGCAAAGGCCCAAAAUAUGAAAUCUUUGGGGUUUGAGUCAGCCCCACAGUUACAAAAUAGGAAAUUGCCUAUGUUGACACCAGAGGCACACCUUCAAGGUAUGAAAUCUAUGAAAUUCAACCCUGGGGCAAAGUUCCAAGGUGCAAAAUCUCCUGAGUCCAUAAAGCUUCAAAUAAUGAAAACCACAGAGGUCAACCAUGACCUAGAAUUCCAGGUUGCAAAACCCUCUGAGUUAGCCUUGGAAUCCAAGAUUUGCAGUGUGAUAUCUUCUGAGUUCAAAGCUGGGAAGCAGUGGCAAGAAGAGAAAUCUUUUAAGUUGAAACCAUGGCCAGAGCUUCAGAGUGUGAAAUUUGUGGUCUACAAUCCUGGACCACAUUUGCAACAUAUAAAAUCUUCAGAAUUAUGUAAAGAGACAAAGCUUCAAGAUGUGAAAUCUAGGGAAUUCAAUCCUGAGCAACAGUUACAAGAUGUGAAAUCUGAGUUAUGCCAGGGAUCAAGGCUUCAAGGUAUGCCAUCUUUAGAGUUCAAUCCUGGGCCACAGUUACAAGAGAUAAAAUCUGAGUUGUGUACAGACAUGAAGCUUCCAUAUGAGCAAUUUCUGGAAUUCAAGCAUCAGCCUAAAUUACAAGGUGGGAAAUCCUCUGAAUUGAAUCCAGGGCCACGGCUUCAGUGUGUAAAUGUUAGGGCAUUCAGCACUGGGCCACAAUUGAAAGGUAUAAAAUCUGAGUUGAAUCCUGGGCCAGAGCUUCAAGGUAUAAAAUCCCAGGUGUUCUGCCUUGGGCCACCUUUACAAGGUGUGAAUUCUUCUGCGUUUAUUUCAAAACCAAAAUUUGGAUGCAACUCUGAGCCACCCUUGCAAGGUAUAAACCCUUCUGAAUUAACUUCAGUAUCAAAACUUCAAGGUACGAAGUCUUCUGAGUUGAGUUCAGGGACAGAAAUUCCAAGGGAGACAUCUAUGGUGUUCAACCCUGAACCACAUUUGCAAAGUUUGAAAUCUGAAUUGAUUCCAGGGUCAAAGUUUUUUGGUGUAGCACCUACGGAAUGCAACCCUGAGCCACAGAUGAAGUGUGUAAAUUCUUCUAAGUUGAAUCCAGAGCCAAAAUUACAAUGUGUAAAUUCUAUGGGGUGCAAACUUGGGCCACCUUUGCAAGGUAUACAGUCCUUUGAAUUGACUUCAAGGACAAAAUGUCCAGGUAUGGGAUCUGAGGUGAAUCCAGGGACCAAGAAUCAAAGUGAGACAUCUAUGGUGUUCAGCCCUGAACCACAUUUGCAAGGUUUGAAAUCUGAAUUGAUUCCAGGGUCAAAGUUUCUUGGUGUAGCACCUAUGGAAUGCAACCCUGGGCCACAGAUGAAGUGUGUAAAUUCUUCUGAGUUGAAUCCAGAGCUAAAAUUACAAUGUGUAAAUUCUAUGGGGUACGAACUUGGGCCACCUUUGCAAGGUAUACAGUCUCUCAAGUUGACCUCAGGGGUUAAAUGUCAAGGUAUGGGAUCUUUUGAUUUGAAUCUGGGGUCAGAAGUUCUAGGUAUAAAAUCUGUUAUGUUCAACCCUGUGCAACAUUUACAAAAUGUGAAAUGUGAAUUGACUCCAGGGACAAAGUUUCAAGAUAUAACAUCACGGGAAUUCAACUGUGGCCCACAGCUGCAAGGUGUGAAUUCUUCUGAUUUGAAUUUAGGGUCAGAACUUCAAUGCAUAAAUUCUAUAAAGUUUAAUCCAGGGCCACAGAUGCAAGGCAUGAAACCCUCUGAAUUGAACCCUACAUCAGAAUAUCAAGGUACAAAAUCUAUUCUGUUCAAACCCGGGCCACAUUUGCAAGGUGUAAAAUCUUCUGAGUUAAUUCCAGGGACAAAGUUUCCAGAAAUCCAGUUUUUGGAGAAUCACUGUGGGUCACAGCAACAAGUUGUGCAGUCAGUGUUCACUUUAGGCUCUCCAUUAAAUGGUAUGAAAUCUCUCUUAUUUUUACCGGAGCCACUGCUUAAAGAUGUAAAGUUUGGGAAGAUGAACAAAGAGCCAUUGCUUUGUGAUGCAAAUUCUGUGAAACUGAUUUCAGGCUCUGAGCUGCAGAAUUUGAAAUGUGAGAUGUUUGCACUAGAGCCAUGUUUAAAAGAAAUGAAAUCUGUGGCGUUAAAUCCAGGGCCACAUCCUCAAGGUAUGAAUUCUGGGGACUUGCCCUCACACCUCAGGCAGCACAGUGUGAGAUCUGUGGUGUUUGCACCAAAGCUGUGUUUUCAAGAUGUGAAAUCUCUGGAAUUGAAACCAAGGCCACAACCUCAGGAUGUGAAUUCUAAGGAUUUGAUUUCUUGCCUCAGGCAGAAAUCCGUGGUGUUUGAAUCAGAGCCAUGUUCUCAAGAUGUGAAAUCUUUGAAGUCAAACCUAUUGCCACAGCCUCAAAGUGCUAAUUCUUUAGGGUUGUCAUCACGUCUAAGGUCACCAAGUGUUAACUCUGAGGUCUUUGCACCAGAACCAUGUUUUCAAGAUGUGAAAUUCGUAGAGUUGACACCAGGGUCCCAACAGCAAGGUAUGAAUUGCCGAGAGUUGAUUUCAGGAUGGCAAGGUAUGAAAUCAGUGGUGUUGGCACCAGAGCCAAAUAAGAAGUUCAUACCAGGACCAAUGUUGAGUAGUGUUAAAUUUUCAAAUUUGUCUCUAGAAUCAGAGCAACAAGGUCAGAAACCUUUGGAGUUUACUCCAGAACCAAAGUUUCAAAGUAUAAAACAUGUGAAAUUGUCUUCAGUAUCUCUGCAACAAGAUAUAAAAUCUGUAGAGUUACCACUGGGGUCACUGCUUCAAAGAACAAAAUCUGAGGAGCUAACUCCAAAAAGAAGCUAUCAAAUCACAGACUCCUCUGAGAUAAUCCCUAGGCCAGAGCUUCAGUUUGUAGAACAUGCAGAGAUGAUCCCAACACCAAAGCAUCAGAUCUCUAAAUCUGUGAAUUUGAUUUCAAUACCAGUUUAUCACAUCACAGAAAGGCUGGCACAUCAAGGCAGAGAAACUGUAGAAAAAUCUGUGGGGUUCACCCCAAAGCCAGCAAGUAAAGCCAUGGAAUCUUCAGGAGUGCCUCUAAGGCUAGAUCUUCAAGUACCAGAAUCUGUUGAUCUGACUCCUGUGCUAAGGAAUCAAGACUCUAAAUCCUUAGAGUUAACCCUAAAGAAAAUCCCAGAAACUCUAGAGUUGCUCUCUCAGUCAUGGCCUCAAGUUAAGGAUUUGGGGGAGUCACAUACAAGGCCACUGCAGCAAGUUGUAGGAUCUGAAGAGAUGACACCAGAGCCCAAGCAUCACACUACAGAAACUAUGGGGUUGACCUCCAAGGCAGGGCCAAAAGGGAAGGAAUUCUUUGGAAUGACCCCAAAGCCAAUAAGUAAAACCACUGGAUAUGCAGAGAGAGUUCCAAGGCCCUAUCCUCAAGCACUAGAAUUUGUGGAGAUGAUCUCUGAGAAAAGACUGCAAAGGGAAGAAUUGAAAGCACUGACUACAAAGUCAUUACAUCAUGUCCCAGAAUCUCCAGAGCUGACACCAGGGCUAGGAUAUCAAGUUCCUGAAUCUGUGGGUUCAACCUCUAAGCAAUGGCUUCAAAGAGAGGAAUCUUUAGAUUUGCCCCCAAAGCAAACAGGUCAAGUUGCAGGACAUGCAGAAUCUGGAGAGCUCACAUCUGAGACAUGGCAGCAAGGGGAUAGAUCAAUGGGGCUGACACAGUCACAGAAUCAACGUAUGAAAUAUUCACAGACAGCUCCAGGACUACGGAGUCAAAUUACAGAAUUUAUGAGGAUUACUCCAAAGCCACUAGAUCAAGUCACAGGAUCUACAAAGAUGCAGCUUCAAGCUGCUCAACCAAUAGGAAUAACCCCAGUAGCCCCCCCAAAAGUUAUUGAAUAUGUGAAAGUGACUCCUGGGCCACCACUUCAGGUUGUGAAGUCUGUAGCAUUAACACCAGGGCCAGCCUCUCAAAUGGUAGACUAUGUUGAGUUGACUCCAAAACUGCAACAUGUGAGACCUUCUGAGUUUACCUCAGGGCUAUGGUUGCAAAGUGUAAAAUCAAAGGAAUUAACCACAGAGCCAAAACACCAAAUUUUGGAAAUAAUGAAGUUGGCAGGGUUUCAAAUUGUAAAGACUGUGUUAAUCCCAGGGCCACCACUUCAAAUCGUAAAAUCUGAGGAAUUAGCACCAGGACCAAUUCCUCAGAUUGUAGAACCAGUAGGAGUAGCUUUAGGAUCAGCUAUUGAUUGUUUGGAUUUAUUCCCAAGGCCACAUCUUCAAGAAAUGGUAGAACCUGUAGAAUUAACUCCAAGGCCAAAUACCGAAGUAAAAUCUGCAGAAUUACACUCACAGCCAGCAUUUUCUUUUGAGGAACCUAGCGUGUUCACUCAUGAACAAGGGCUUCAAGCUGUGAAAGCAAUAGGGACAAAAACAGGGCUUCCUCAAAGCAUGGAAUGUAAGGAUUUGAAUCUAGCACAGGUAUAUCAGAAUAGGGAAUCUGAGGAUUUUAUGUCAAGAGAGGAGUUACAAAUAGGAAAUUAUUUCUCUAGAUUUCUACAGAACUCUUCAAACUCACUCAUCCCAAGCUCUGUCGAAGCAUCUGAAUUAGGAAGCCUUUGUGAUUUGGAGAUGCCAGAAGUAUCAAGGGCCUUGGAUAUUAAAAACCUUGGGACAGAUAUUUUGCAGCCUGAAGAGUCCUUUAUAGACCCUACUAUGAUACGAGCUUCAACCCUUCCCUUGUCCCUUCACAAUCAACCCUCUGAUAAGAUAGCUAACAUUGUAGAAACCCCACAUUUUGAGAUCCCAGGAGUGGGUGUCAUAUCUAAGAGGAUGGAUAAGAAGCAGGUGGAAAAGCUAGAGAAUUCACUCCAGCGCCUAUCCCAACAUCCACUGCAAAGCUGGCGAUCACCAUCUAGGACCUUCCAGUCAGGAUCAGGAACUCAAAGAGGCUUUACCUCGUCUGUCCUGGGCAGACAACAGAAUGUCUGGGAGAAUCACUCCUGGAGACAGCGACUACCUAGAAAAUAUCUCUCCAACAUGCUAAUGCUGGGGAAUGUCUUGGGAACCACUAUGGAAAGGAAGCUUUGUUCUCAAACAUCUUUAAGGGGAAGAUGUCAAUCUAUUCAGAAUUUAUUUGGGGUUCCAGCUGAACUGAUGGAAUUUUCCCAGAGUCUGCUAGAGAAGAGUCGAAGUAUUAUUUCUCAGACUUCAGUGUCCAAAAACUACAUUCAGAGACACACUUCAUGCCAUGGUCAUGAGCAAAGAAUAGCCUUAAGGAUGUGGACACAUAGCUCCCUGUCCUCCAUAAUACAGCAAUACUCUGGGACUAGAACGAGAAUAAAGAAAAGUUCGAAGCUCAGUGAUAAUCCCCAGGAAGUCAUCCAGCACAUGCCUGUUUUAUGUACAGGGGGCCAGCCUCCUGCCCCAGUAAGUUUAGAGUCUUCCUUCAAUAUAGUUUUCACUAGGAAAGAUUCUAUUCCAGUGGAAGAGAGUAAGAACUCACAGAGUAAUUCACAGACAAGGAUUUUUGAGUCCCAACAGUGUCUCAAGCCAAGUUAUCUUCCCCAGGCCAAGACUGACUUCUCAGAACAGUUCCAGUUGCUACAAGAUCUGCAGCUAAAAAUAGCAGCAAAACUGUUAAGGAGUCAAAUACCCCCAAAUGUACCUCCACCUCUAACUUCAGGUUUGGUUUUAAAAUACCCUAUCUGCCUACAGUGUGGCCGAUGUGUAGGAUUUAAUUGCUGUCAUAAAUUACAGGGCACUUUUGGGCCUUACCUUCUUAUCUAUCCACAGCUCCACCUUGUAAGCACUCCUGAAGGCCACGGAGAGAUUAGGUUGCAUCUUGGCUUUAGGUUGCGAACUGGGAAAAGAACCCAAGUCCCAAAGUACCACAAAAGAGACAGACCCAUCACACCAAGGAGUCCUAUAUCACCAUCACUAAGGAAAGCUAAAGUCUAUACUCGAGCUUCCAAGAGUCCUACUUCUACAAUAGAUUUCCAGUCUGGAUCUUCCCAAUCUCCUGUACAAGUCCACAUCAGGCAAAGGCAGUAUAUCGUCCCUGACCUAGGAAAGACAGAAAUUGGAGAGCUGGGGCACUAUGAAUUUACUCAAGUUCACUCUCUACCAGAGAGUGACUCUGAAAGCAAUCAGGAUGAAAAAUGGGCUAGAAGGAGAACCAAAAAGACCCAUAGUUCAAAAUACCCAAUGAAAAGAAUCACUAAGGGAGGCAUAACACAAAACACAAAGUUCUACACAAAUGGUAGAACCACAAUACGGAGUCCUUCUAGGGACUUACCAGCCCAGUUAAGAAGGAAGAGGAAUGGAGCAUCUCACACAAUUACUGCCUCUUUAAAAAGACAAUCUAAGAAAUCCUCCCAACCCAAAUUCAUUCAGCUGCUUUUUCAAGGCCUAAAGCAAGCAUUCCACGUAGCACACAGAAUUAUGGCUUUUGCUGGGCCAAAGCCUAAGGACAGGUCAAGGCCAGACCAUUUGCGCUCAAGCAAAAACCACCAUCUAAAACAAAAAGCCAGAGAUUAUUCCUUAUCAAGAGAUAUCAAAAGAGACAGGAUGCCAGUUGUUAAGCUAAAACCAACAGACUUAACCACUAAGCAGGAGAAGAUAUUAUGGGAAGAAACAGAGCAAUUCAGAUCAGCUCAACAACCAAAAAGAGAUAGCUCUUUCCAACUCAGACGUACCCAACUGCCCAAGCCCAUAGUUUCCCAAAGAAGUGCCAUUUUCAAAACCACUUCAGUCGGACAGUGUAUGGGUAUUGUUCAAAAUGAUAGUAGCAGCAAAGCUAAGAAAAACUUCUGCAGAAGUGAAAUCUCUAGCCAGGAGUCCAAGAACUCCAAAACAGGGCCCAGAGUUCAAGCCCGAGGGAGAAAUCUACAUGGUUCACUUAAGAGAACCUCACAGAGUCACCUUAAAGAGAAACUCAUGCCCAAGAAGCGAAACCACCAUAGCUUCUUAAGGGAGAGAACCCCAUGUAAUUCCUCUGAAAGGAGCCAUCGCAGUCCCUCUGAGAGGAGAUGUCACAGUCCCUCUGAGAGGAGAUGUCGCAGUCCCUCUGAGAGGAGCCAUCGAAGUCCUUCUCUAAAGACAAUCAAAGAGCCUCUACGCCUCUCUACCUGGGGGUAG